AUGUCAAACCCUGGAAAUGAACACUGGAAUGCAUUAAAAUGGUUGAUGAGAUACAUUAAUGGUACUGUUCAAAUUGGUUUAAUGUUCUGUAAAAGAUAUGCAUCACUUGAUCUUGUGGGGUAUGUAGAUGCAGAUUUUGCAGGUGAUAGAGACUCUAGGAAGUCCACAACUGCCUAUUAUUUCACACUGGGGGGAAACUGUGUCAGUUGGAAAGCUCAGUUGCAACCUCUGGUUGCAUUGUCCACUACUGAAGCUGAGUAUGUAGCAGUUUUAGAUGCAUUUAAGGAAGCAACAUGGUUGCAAGGAAUCCUUAAAGAAGCUAAUCUGCUGAAUGGCACAGCAACAGUCUACUCUGAUAGUCAAAGUGCCAUCCACUUAAGCAAGAACCCAGUGUAUCACGAACGAACUAAACAUGUGGAUGUAAGGCACCACUAUGUCAGAGACUUGAUUGCAAAGGUAGAGUUAAAUCUGUUGAAGGUACCCACUGAAGACAAUCCAGCGGACAUGGGAACAAAAGUGGUGACCACAGCCAAGUUCAAGCAUUGCUUGAACCUGCUUCAUAUAAGCUUAGGUUAUAACACCUUUCCUUUCAUUACUAUAGCUACUAUCAAUGUUAGCUUCUGCAAAGCAAGCUCUUACAUGGGUUUCAUCAAAAGUGAGAGAGAAGCACUUUUAAGGUUCAAGAAAGAUCUCAUAGAUCCUAUGAACCGGCUUGCCUCUUGGAAUUCUAGUCACAGAGAUUGCUGUACAUGGUCUGGCAUUGUCUGCAACAACGUGACAGGGCAUGUCCUCGAGCUCAACCUUAGAAAUCCUCCACUGGAAGAGGAUGCAUCAUCUCCAGCAGAAUCUGAUGCCGAGAACUCAAUGUUGGGCGGUAAGAUAAAUCCCUCUUUGCUUGAUUUAAAGCAAUUGCGUUCCCUGGACUUGGGUGAUAAUAAUUUUGAAGGAAUUCAGAUUCCGAGGUUUCUUGGUUCUAUGCACAACUUAAGAUACCUUAACCUCUCUCUAAGUGAUUUCCAGGGUGUGAUUCCUCACCAGCUUGAAAACCUCUCCAAUUUGCUAUAUCUUGCCCUCGAAGGCAGUUUAGAUAUUGACAAUUUAGGACUUAGCCAUCUCCAGGGACUUCUUCUUGAUGAUAAUGGGUUGAAAGGCACAUUACGGAUUCUAGGAAAUUUGACAUCUAUAGAAGAGCUUGAUCUGUCAUCAAAUGGAUUUGAAGGUGGAAUCCCAAAAUCAAUUAGACGACUUUGCAACUUAAGGUCAAUCACUAUCUCAUAUGUCAAUUUAAGCCAACCAAUAUCCGAUGUCCUUGAUAUUUUUUCUAGAUGCGUUUCAAACGUACUAGAGAUUUUGGAUUUGCAAGAAAGUCAAGUUUUUGGUCAAUUGAGUGAAAGACUUGGACAAUUUAAAAAGUUGAAUAUUGUUCGUCUGCAUUACAAUUCUCUUUCAGGUUUUAUUCCAUCCGCUUUAGGAGAAUUAUCGACGUUACAACUUCUUUCUAUUGGCUAUAACAGAUUGAAUGGAAUUCUUUCUGAGAUGCAUUUUUCCAAUUUGACAAGAUUAUUUGUAUUUCAUGCAUUCGGAAAAUCAUUAAUGUUCCAAGUCAGUCCUCAUUGGGUUCCUCCUUUUAAACUUGAAGUUCUAGGAUUGGGAUCUUGUCAUUUAGGGCCUCAAUUUCCACCGUGGCUUCGUUCACAAAAGCAUUUAGAAUAUCUUGACAUAUCCAAUUCAAGAAUUAAAGAUGCUAUUCCAACAUUUGUAUUCAAAAUUCCUUUCAAUUUUGUAAAUCUCUCUCACAACCAAAUCUAUGGGCAGAUUCGAAAUUUAACAAAGUCCACUCAGCUUGAAGUGCUUGACUUGAAUUCAAAUCGUUUAUCAGGUCCAUUGCCUCUUUUACCCUUCAAUUUGUAUCUACUUGAUCUUUCCAACAACGUUUUGUCAAGAUCAAUUUUCCAUUUGUUGUGUCAUAAGAUGAAUGAGUCAAAGCGCAUGAUGCAAAUUCUCAUCCUUAAUAACAACUUUUUGUCAGAAGUUACACCUGAUUGUUGGAUGAAUUUGAAAGGCUUAGAAGUCUUGAAUUUAGAUAACUGUUAG
Molecule: messenger RNA, 2094 nt
Organism: Pistacia vera
Lineage: Eukaryota; Viridiplantae; Streptophyta; Magnoliopsida; Sapindales; Anacardiaceae
Product: receptor-like protein EIX1
Exons: 3
Coding region: 1-2094 (697 amino acids)
Molecular function (GO): protein binding
Source: RefSeq, a predicted model, not a curated record